CCACUACCAAGUAAAUGUCAAAAAAAUUACACACGACACACGGUUUUUUGAUAAUGUUGAGCGAUUGCCUAAAAAGUUGAGGGAUUUAAUCAAUUAAAUUGUAUAAUGACUGAAGAUCAAGAUGCUAAAGAGUCACAGUCAGAUUCGGGCAGUAAAACAUUUAUUAAUAAGAACAAGGACAAGAAAACAAAAACCCAACGGCCGCUGACCAAAAUAAUUCUUCGGCGUCUGCCGCCUACUAUGACUGAGGAAGCAUUCUUGGAGCAGGUUUCACCAAUACCUGAACAUGACCAUUUCUAUUUUGCCAAGCCAGAUCCUUCGCUUGGCAAUAACCUAUAUUCCAGAGCUUACAUAAACUUUGUUAACGUUGACGAUAUUUACUUGUUUAGAGAUAAAUUUGAUGGAUAUGUGUUUCUUGAUGAAAAAGGUGUGGAAUAUGUGGGAAUAGUGGAAUAUGCACCGUUCCAGAGAAUACCUAAGAAGAAAAAGAAGAAAGAUCCAAAGUGUGCCACCAUAGAGUCCGACCCAAUCUAUCAAGACUUUGUUGAAGGUCUCAAAAAGGACCCGGACACUGAAAAUCAACCCAAGCUUGAGUAUUCUUAUCCUGUUAAUGAUGCAAAUGACAAGAAGGUACAAUCCACUCCUUUGCUUGAAUACCUGGCCGCUCGCAAACAAGAUAAGAGGGGGCGAGACGAGCGCCGCAGGAGGGAGAAUGACAAGAGGAAAAUGAGAAUUGAAAGGAAAACCAAAGAAAACCCCAUUAAGGAAGAAGAAAUUGGAGAGGGUGAGGUUAAGAAAAUUAAAUCCAGGGAAUGGGAAAAGGAGAAGGCGAGUGACGCACGAGAUGACCAGGUGAAGUCUGAUAGCAAAGAUGGAUCUGUUUUUGAAUCUAAAUCAUUUAGAGACCAGAGGAAAACUGGGGUUAAUGUUUUAAGUGACAAGAAGAAGAAACUUGAGACUGAUAAAAAGGACGGGCCUAUCAGAGACGAUGAUCAAGGCGACGAUUCUGACAAGGGGUACAAAAAGGAUAAACGGGAGAAGUAUAAAGACCCACUUCGUGAGCAAAAGAGUAAAAAGUACAGUGACACUAGAAAAGAGAGAAUCAAAAAUGAAUUUGGGAAAUCGGACAAACAAUCAGCUAUAAAUAAAAUCAUGUCAUCUGACAGCAAAGUGAAGUCGAUAAACCACGACGAUAUCAAACCAUUUACUCAACUGCCGCACGUAAAGACUGAUGACUUAACUAAAAUCAUUGAGGGUAUGGAUAAGAAAGUUAAGCUAAAUGAUAGUAGUAAAGAUUCUAAUGACGAAGCAAUCACUAAGAACUCAUCUGUUGGUGUGUCAAAGAUGAGGAGAAACAGUUUGGAGUCAGGGGAGCUGCCGGUCAAGGACGACAUGGUGUUGAAGAGGCAGAACUCUCUUGAUGACAGAAGUAAAUCAACAGACAGAGAGGGUUCAGAGGAAAAAGAGAAGAGUGAAAGUGGAGAUCGACGUACUGAAAGGAGAAUUAGGAAUAAGGAUCGUCCGAGCCUCGUAAUCUACCAGCCAGGCAUGGGCAAGUUUAGUAAACAGCGUCUCGCGAAGGAGAAAGACACACAGCCGCCAACCAAAUCUGUUAACGAUAGUGAAAAGAAAGACACCUGAAAUUAAUGUCAAAUUACCCUAAACUUGGACAACAUUCAACGGAAUUACCCUGAAGCUGGCAUCCAACACGUGUCCUGGCAGACUCAGUAGAUGAGGACAUUUGAAUGUGCCAACUGAAGGAACCACUGCUCGUGUUUACUCAGCUGUUGUUUUUAUUGAUUUGUUUAGUUUACAUACAUUUCGAUUGAGUUGGAGAUGUUUUAACACAAAAAAAUCAACAUAGCAUUUAAUGCAACAUAUUUUUAGCUUGUGACGAUUUAAUUCAGUUUGUUAAUUUCAUUUAAAUAUAAUUAAUUUUUGAAAUGGGG
Helicoverpa zea (corn earworm) is the source of this 1949-nucleotide messenger RNA. RefSeq names its product regulator of nonsense transcripts 3B (gene Upf3). The transcript has 6 exons. Gene Ontology annotation, molecular function: mRNA binding. Gene Ontology annotation, biological process: nuclear-transcribed mRNA catabolic process, nonsense-mediated decay; positive regulation of translation. The coding region runs from base 106 to 1641 and encodes 511 amino acids. The record is from RefSeq and is a predicted model, not a curated record. Lineage: Eukaryota; Metazoa; Arthropoda; Insecta; Lepidoptera; Noctuidae. Gene Ontology annotation, cellular component: cytoplasm; nucleolus.